UUGUGAUAAUGAAAUUACAGCAUUUGAAGAAAACAAAUUAUAUUGUAUUUUUGCUGUAUAUUUUGAUUUUGUGUUUGAAAGAAAUCCGAGCAGAGCAAAAAUUGCCGCUGGUAAUAAAUACAUGGGCAUUCGAGGAAGCUAAUAUAGCUGCUUGGGAGGCGCUACAAAAUACAGGCAGAUCAAUUGAUGCGGUAAUUGCUGGUUGUGGAAAAUGUGAAGAAUUACAAUGUGAUGGCACUGUUGGUUAUGGAGGCUCUCCAGAUGAGAAUGGUGAGACGACGCUUGAUGCAAUGCUAAUGGAUGGCGAAACAAUGAAUAUAGGUGCUGUAGCUGGUUUACGUCAAAUAAAAAAUGCUAUUGGUGUGGCAAGAAACGUCUUGGAAAAUACUCGUCACACUUUACUUGUCGGUGAUUCAGCUAGCAAUUUUGCUGAAAUGAUGGGUUUUCAACGUGAAUCUUUGACAACACCAAACUCUAGAGCUAUUUGGGAGGAAUGGCGUAAGUCUAAAUGUCAACCGAAUUUUUGGCAAAAUGUGCGACCAAAUCCCAGUAAACAAUGUGGUCCAUAUAAACCGCUACCUCUGAUAUUGGGAAAUUUACAUGAUAGCCAGCGUUAUGAUUUGGAAUUUGGACCUUGGAAUCAUGAUACGAUUGGUAUGAUUGCCAUAAAUACUGAAGGCUCUAUAUAUGCUGGUACUUCCACAAAUGGUGCACGACAUAAAAUACCUGGUCGUGUAGGAGAUUCUCCUAUACCAGGUGCUGGUGCCUACGCUGAUAAUGAAGUAGGUGCUGCUGUUGCUACUGGCGACGGUGAUGUGAUGAUGCGUUUUUUACCCGCAUUAAUAGCUGUGGAGGGGCUUCGUAUGGGUCGUAGUCCAGCUGAAGCGGCACAAAAUGCAAUUAAUCGUAUAGUACGUUACUAUCCAGAAUUUAGUGGUGCAUUAGUAGUUACUGAUCGUUAUGGAAAUUAUUCUGCCGCAUGUAUGGGUAUGGAAAAGUUUCCCUUUUCAAUUGCAAAUGGGGCACGAAAUACUAGAGUGGAGUAUAAAAUAUGUGCUGAAGAAACAAUAUAUAGGAAGCAUGAAUUAAAGUGAGAAUAAUUAAGUUUUGAGUUAUUACUGUUUAUAAUUUAAUAAAAUAAAUUUAAUUUUACU
Molecule: messenger RNA, 1154 nt
Organism: Teleopsis dalmanni
Lineage: Eukaryota; Metazoa; Arthropoda; Insecta; Diptera; Diopsidae
Product: putative N(4)-(beta-N-acetylglucosaminyl)-L-asparaginase GD10667
Exons: 1
Coding region: 9-1094 (361 amino acids)
Biological process (GO): protein deglycosylation
Cellular component (GO): lysosome
Molecular function (GO): N4-(beta-N-acetylglucosaminyl)-L-asparaginase activity
Source: RefSeq, a predicted model, not a curated record